This is a messenger RNA of Lytechinus pictus (painted urchin), 4897 nucleotides long. RefSeq names its product armadillo repeat-containing protein 8-like. Gene Ontology annotation, cellular component: GID complex. Gene Ontology annotation, biological process: proteasome-mediated ubiquitin-dependent protein catabolic process. Bases 140 to 2107 code for a protein of 655 amino acids. Gene Ontology annotation, molecular function: protein binding. The record is from RefSeq and is a predicted model, not a curated record. Lineage: Eukaryota; Metazoa; Echinodermata; Echinoidea; Temnopleuroida; Toxopneustidae. The transcript is spliced from 20 exons.
AGUUUUCAGUCUGCUAGCUUCACGAUCUUGCUGCAAACGUUAACAACUUACAGUUACACUUUCCGACACUCUGAAUUAUCAUUUAUCGUUUAUUUUACAGUUGAGCUGGGCUUUUGAAUUGAAAAGAAAUAUUGCAGCUAUGGAUCAUGGAUUCAGUCAGGUUUAUGUGGACAAUCUGAUGGUCACAGAUCAACAACAGCUACUCUUGAACCUGAAACUAAUGAAGAAUGUGAUAAUUGGAAGUAACAAACAAAAGACCAACUUGAUGCUAUGUGGAGCUGUUGACAGAAUCCAUUACAUAAUGACGAGUGAAGGUGUGUCCCCUGAGAUUCUGGUAGAGAGUGCUGUAUUACUGGGUAGCUUUGCCAAGGGAACAGUGGACAACAAGAGAGAGCUCAUGGACAGGCGUAUCUUAGCUGUCAUGCUUCAAGGUCUAGGUAGUGAUAACAUCGAGUUUGUGGAAGCUUGUUUACGGUUUCUUAGGACCAUUCUGACCAGCUCGAUAGCCCCAGUUGAUGAUCUAGUAUUUGAGGAUGCUUCAGUAAUACCACGCCUGAUACAUCUCCUACCAAAGACAUUAUGUUCUCAGGAAUGUGUGGCUCAUAUUCUAUCUCAAUGCUGUAAGACCACUAAACAGCAAGAUACAUUGUACCAACAGGGAGCAGUUGAUGCUCUGGCUCCUUUGCUGUGCUCAGAAAUCAACAAGAUUAGACUCCCUGCACUCCAGUGUCUAGCUGCUCUCAGCUAUCAGAAUCGGUUUGUCUCCUUUGAAAUAUCAACUGCCAAGUACAACAGAGAAGAUAUGUCAACAUUACUGAGCCGACUUUUAGCCAGGGAUCUUCCUGUCAACAUACAGCUUACAGCAGCCAAAUGUUUAUGUUAUUUAUGUAGAGCUGGUGCAAUAAGUUCAAGGUGUCCUCUAAUUGUGCAAAGGGUUCUCCCUAGCCUUGCCAGAAUGUGUAAGAAGGAUAGAUCAGUGGAGGAAAGAGUGGAGGCAGCAGAGACGUUGGCCUUUCUGAUUGAAGAGGAUGUAUCCCUUCAGGUAUCUGCUAGCAUCACAGAUCAUCUCAUCCCCACCAUUGCUCUCUUUCUCAAGUAUUCACCUAGCCACUCGUCAAACAAGGAACAUGGUAUUCACACUCAGGCUGAAUUGAGGCAAGCCGCUUUCAAAGUAUUUGCAUCAUUAGGGGCAAAUGUAGAGGAGAUCAGAAAAAAGAUCAUUGAAACAGAUAACUUAAUGGAUACCAUGGAGAAGUCCAUCGAAGAAGAAAAUCUGAAGGUUCAGCUAGCUUCAGCAAGAUGUUUACACAGUCUCUCAAGAUCUGUGCAGCAAUUGAGAACAAGUUUCCAAGAUCACAUAGUGUGGAAGCCCCUUGUUGAUCUAUUGCAACAUGAGAGUGCUGAUGAGCUGAUGAUUGUGGCAUCUUCAACACUCUGUAAUUUACUGCUGGAAUUCUCUCCCAGCAAAGAUAAAAUUGUUCAAGCAGGUGCAAUUGACAUUCUUUGUAAGCUGACGACCAACUCCAACGCCUCGCUGCGUCUCAAUGGUAUCUGGGGCCUGAUGAACAUGGCAUUCCAAGCAGACGAGAACAUCAAGACUAAUAUCCUUGAAAAGAUGGGCACCGACCAGCUCUUUCGAUUGCUCAUUGACACCAACGUUGACAUCCUAAUGAAGACCCUAGGUCUACUGAGAAACCUUUUGUCGACCAGACUUCAUAUAGAUAACAUCAUGUUGACCCACAGUUCACAGAUCAUGACAGCUGUUAUCAUGAUCCUAGAGGGCAACCAUCCACCCCAGGUCAAGGAACAGACAUUGUGCAUACUUGCAAACAUAGCAGACGGGACUUCGGCAAAGGAAGUGAUUAUGUCUAAUGAAGAUAUCCUCAAGAAACUUACCUGUUACAUGAGACAUGACAAUGUGAGGCUUCAGAUCGCAUCAGUGUACUGUAUCAACAAUCUAGUGUGGAACCAAGAGGACGGAGCGACUGAGAGGCAAUCUAAACUCAAGGAAUAUGGGAUACAGAAACAGCUACAGUCCCUACUCAAUGCCAGUGAUACUGUCCUCUUUGACAAGGUCAAGAUGGCAUUGCAGCAGUUUUCAUCAUAAUGAAUUCCUGUGAUUGGAAGAAGAAUCUAACUUUCUCAGGCACCAUUGGUUGAAAGGACUGAUGAUAGCACUGUGGCAAUGAUGAUAGUAAUCUUUUCUUGGAUAUUUGUACAACACAUUAUCCACCAAAGACAAUGUUCCAGAUGCCUCAGUGUUACCCUAGCUUAGCUUGGCACUCGAUAUCACUGCUCACAGCAUUCAAGGAAUUGCUUCCCAAUGGUGCCUGUUUAGAUCUGGAUGGUUAGAGUGGCAAACGUAGAUUAGCAUCUUGCCAAAGGACACACUAAAAGAGCUGUCGUGGGCUUUGAACCUGGGACCUCAUGGUUCACAGUGUGAGGAAUUACCCCCAGAUGGUGACUGUCAACAAAAGAGGAAAAUUGCACCAUGGGGUCCUCUCAUAGACUACUGUGCUAUAUACUAGUCUCGCUACAUAGACCCUUUUGUAAAGUGCUUAAAAAUAUAUAUUGUGAAGUUUGGUACGUAUCACGCUGGCCAUUUAAUCUUUAUCUUAUAAUGAGAGUUGUGAAAGGCAAUCUCUAAUCAUUUCUCUUCUAGCAACAUACAGUGGUAUGAAUGUUGUGCAGAGUAAAGUUCACAAAAUGUCAGCAUUGGUUGUAUAUUCUAUUAGGUGUAUAUUCUAAGACUACAUGUCAUAAUAAAGUGUCGCUUUCUGUGUAAGGAACUGUUGAGCAGUUCAGGACUGAAACUGUUAUUCAGUAUGAAUAUGGCAUAUUACCUCAAACAUCUACAUAGGCGUAUUAGUACAAUGGCAAAAUAUUUAUAUAGUUUGUUUGCUAAUGUUGUUGCUUUCCACUGUACUACACUUGAACUUAGAAAUCUGGUUUAGAUGUAACCACUUCUUUCAAAGUAAGGCAUUUUCUAGAUGAAUAUGUGCACUGCCAGACAUUGGUCUUAUGAACUGAUAUCAUAAUAACAUCCCAGAUGAAGGCUUGAGGUAUGCUUGUUAAUGUUACAUAAUCACUUUUCAUAUACAUGGCACAAUGGAACAUUCUGUAAAAUGGAUUUUGAAUGGACUUUAAAAAAAAGAGUAUUUGGACAAUUUCUCCAUCUGUACUUCAAACCAUUAACUGCUCAAGCUGUAAUUAUUUGAGAGCAGUAGAGCUUUUCAUAUCAACAGAGACAAAACAUCUCGGGAAGUCGCAGGUACAUAUUUAUGGAAUUGCCCAUUUAAAUGUGUAAAACACCUCUAAAAUGCAUUGAGUGAAAUGUUUUUAUUUGAGUAAGACUCUUCAGUUGUAAAGGGCUUGAUAUAUAUAUAUUUAUUGAUCUUGAUGGCAGGAAACUUAUGAUUAAAACAAAAUCUGUGGUUGACUGAAAGGAUGUUGAGAGAAACUGGUAAUCAAUAGAAAGUCAUUGUCGGUUCCAAAGAUUAUUCAUAUGUCUAGCAAUUGAUUGGUUUGUUUCUGGCAUCAGAAAGUAUAGAUUAUAUAUAGAAUCUAUCGAUUCAAUAUUUACAUUUAAUUGCAAUUGGUUUCCUUGAGCAACCAAUUUCAAGUAAUGAGGACUAAAGUCAAGAAAUAUAUGGAUUCUAUGUGUACCAGUAUUAUUUAUUUUAAGACAUCGCCUUUUCUAGAAUUCUGCUUAUAAGGAAAUCUAAUUUCUGCUUUAGAUUAUUGCUAUAUGUAACUGAAUCGUAUUGUGCCACUGAUCUGUAUGAAGAUAAAUCUCUUCUAUGUAAUAAUGUGAGUAUGGAGAUAAAGCUUGAUAUGUAAUUAGCUGAUAUGAAUGUGAAUUUGUAUCUAAAAACCCUUUAUCAGUCAGUUAUUCUGAGUUUUAAGAUUUUUUAUGAGCUUAGUAAAAGCAAAUACUCUGCAAGCCCGCUGAUACUUUUAGUAAUCCUGAAGUAAACAUGGUCUCAACAAAACUCUUUGAACUUGUUUUGUGUUCUACAACUUGAAAGUAUUGAAGUACAGGUACAAGUAUACAUAAAAAAUAAAUCUUUGAUUGACUAAAUGUUUACUUUUGAAGCGCAAAUGACAGUUAGUUUUGCGUAGUUUUUUUUUUUUUAAUGGUGAUUGAUUCUUAGUUUUGAGGUGGAUCGCCACAUAAAUGACACCAUAUUUGUGUCACCUUAAUUUGUUCCUGUCCAACUGCACUCUUUAAAAUUGAGGGCAAGUUCAACAGAAAAGUUUGAAUCGUCAGAGCUCAACUGCAUUCAAGUUAGAAGGUUUGGGACAAAGAUUUUGCCCAUAAUAUUAAAGACAGCUGAAAGCCAUAAUCACUGAUUUUAUGGGAGAGUCUGUAAAACCAAGUGUAAUUGUCACUAUCAUCAUACCCGAGAUUGAGAUUUGGUGCAGUGUCAUAAACUGGACUUUGUAAAAUCAUGAAAUCUAAGCUGAAAAAUGAUCACUCUGAAGAUCACCAACACAGAUCAGCCCAUAUGGGACAGUUUAUUACCGUUGCUUGGAGAAAAAAGACCCGACACUUUGUCAGAAUGCCAUACUUAUUUGCUAAAGCAAUUGUACAAUUUCUUCUAGAAUCCUUUGAUUUUAUGUUUGUCAUGCAGACAAAUUGGGUGGGCAUUUCAAAGGAUUCUUUAAAAAAUAACUUUCACAUUGUUAGCACAACUGGCAUUUGUCUUUGAAGAGAGUCACUAGGUCUGAUUUAUUCAUAUAUACAAAUGCAACUCAGUGAUGGUUUUCAUAUAGUGUGUAUGGGCUAAUGGGAUUCCUCGAUUUUUUGCUGUAAAGAUCAAUGGAAUUGUUUGAUUGAUGCUUAUUAAAUUCUCAUAAUUUUGUGAUGAAAACCAAUGUCAAAACAUUUUAAGAA